Messenger RNA from Rhododendron vialii, 3203 nucleotides. RefSeq lists its product as uncharacterized. NCBI's taxonomy places the organism in Eukaryota, Viridiplantae, Streptophyta, Magnoliopsida, Ericales, Ericaceae. Bases 359 to 1117 code for a protein of 252 amino acids. The transcript has 4 exons. The record is from RefSeq and is a predicted model, not a curated record.
UAGGGUUUCGAGACCACUCCUGAGCGCUCAGGAGUGGUUCUGAGCGCUCGAGACCAUAGGCGGGGCCCAACAUCUUCGUCCUCCUCUUUUCGAACAUAAGGGUUUCAUCCUCACUUCCAAGCGCUCAAUAACCAGAGUACGGAACCCACGAUCCUCCAUUCUUCUCUCCACAAUCUUACUCCUUCCCAAUCAAUUUCUCUCUUCCUCAAUCAUCUCCUCUCUCUCACAAUUAACUUUUUCACCUCUCAAUUGUUUGAUUGUUCUGUCCAUCUAUGAAAUGGAACGACUCCGAGACUUAGAUAUCACAACGGUGCAACAGUGGGCAAUGGUGUGCUAGGAAGCUCGUCAAAGAAGGAGAAUGAGUUCAUGGGAGGAAGAAGAACAGACAGCUAGUGACGGAGAGAAUGGGGCGACCUCCAGCAGUGUGGUGGCUAUUGCAAGUGACGCGAUGAUGACAGGUGGAGCCAGUGAGGGUACUGAAGUAUCCAAAGGUGGAGCCACAAGCGAGGGGACCCACCCUCACACUCCUACUAUGGAGGAUCUACUCAAGGCCGUGGAGGAGAAUUCUGCCAAUGGCCAAGAUGUCGCAGCAGAGAGCGAGGCCGCAACACUGGGUCUAUUUACUAUCACACCUGUCUUGAGAACAUCUGUGGUAGAACCGAGAAAUGAGGAUGCCGGGAUUGGAGCUUCACAGCCCAUUCCCUUAGUUGACGGUGAUUUUUUGGAGUCUACAGAUCCACGGGACAUCUUGGAUGCCCUUAGCGUCAAUUCAAGGACUUUAAAAGUAUUGGGAGAGGUCGGGUCUUCAUACGUGAGGGCGGCGGCUACCCUAUUAGGGGUCAUACUGAGCCAAGGUGGAAGUGAGAGGGUCAGGAUGCCAAAGGGAGGACCCGAGUCGGAAGAGGUGGUGGUAGUAGAACGAGUGGCGGCGGUGGAGGAAGCGAAGGCUUUCGGGAGGGAGACUCGCCCCACUUUUUCCCCCCAGACUUAUGCUCCGCAGUUGCAUCUCUUUGAACCGGUGGAAAUAACUAACUAUGCCCUGGCUAACGCUGACUAUCCGGGAGACAUGUUGUUGAGAGUCGAGAUCGUCACAUCUCGUCGACAUGGACCACGGUAAAAUUCUAAUAACACACUUUAACUAUCAGAAACGCCCUAAAAUGUCUUUUGAUUUGUUAAUUAUCAUGCUAAGAAAAUUCUUCUCAAAUGCUCUUGAUUUUCCUGUAACAAUGAACAACGCAUGUGUAUGGCCACCGGGGUUUCGCCAAGUCCUUGGCGUACAAGAAUUGGUAGAAGCAGCAAGCUUGGACCUUUUAUAUAGCUUGUGACAAUGGUUAGGGUCGACCAUGCGGUGUUGACAGCACUUACAGAGAGGUGGUGGGAUACCACCAACACCUUCCACUUCAGGUUUGGGGAGAUGAUACUGACACCCCUCAACUUCGCAGCAAUCACGGGACUUAUGGUUGGAGGAGACCCGAUCCCCUAUGAUACGGGCUUGGUGAAUGACAAUGCAGCUCUGAUAUGGUUUCUUGGGUGAGUUCCACUCCAUGGUCGGAUGGCAACAUAUGGCCAGUUUGCUAAUUACUGGGAUCACGAGCCGGAGAGCGACGAAGAGGCAGCCCAGAUAGCCCGAGCUUGUUUGCUAUACCUGUUUGGGGCUUCUCUGUUCCUAAACCGACGAACACGAGUGCAACUCAGCUACUUGGCUGCUUUGGUUGAUUUGAAACAAGCGGGAAGAUAUGACAGGGGAGGUGCUGCACUGUGCACCUUGUACUGAUGCCUUGGAGCUUCUUCACGUAGUGUUGGUAAUACCGUUGGUGGAUACUGGAGAGUAGUCGAGCUUUGGGCAUAUGAAGUGCUAGGGAUGUUUCUGCCUGAGAACACCUGUAAAGAUCCAAAUUUGUUUCCUUGAGGCUUAGUUUGAAAUAAAGAGUAUAGAAAAAUAAAAGAACGAAGGGGCGAGGUGAUGACAUUCCGACGCUGGUUAGAUAAUUUGACGGGUGUCUCGGUUCAUUGGAAAUGUUGGGAUAAGCUGGAAGCAGAGUGUCCGGUGAGGAGUUGAGAGGUGAUGAAGAGUAGAGUGCUACUAGAGUGCCCCUUGGGCUGGCAAUGGUACUCGGGGGAUCGCUUGACUCGUCAGUCACUUGGUCUCUCGGCGUUCAUAGAACCGGGGCCACUCCCUCCCAGAGUGCAGAGGACUGAUACCUACUUAUGCGCAGAGCUUGAGCAAUUCACAGCACCUAAUACCAAUUUGGAGGGGUUUUGAGGCCAACAAUAGAUUACGACGCUUACAAGGAAAGGUAUUUGGCCAUGAGCCUAGGCGUGGAGCAAUAGCUCCAAAGAUGCGCAGCUGAAAUUGAGGCUAGGAGAGCAGCUUCUGGAGCUAGGGUUGGAGAAGAGCGAGGCUGUGGUGACCGCCCUCAAAGACGUAGAGGUCGAGGUACCAACUUCCAAGGUCGGGGGAGAGGUGGUGCGGAGGCUACAGUAAGGAGCGAGGAUGCUCCAGAGCCAGUCCGAGAUCGGACAGGCGCUCGAGCAAUUGUGGAUAUCUCGCACCUGCCUCGCCCGAACAUGAACCUUCAAGAUCCGGUAAAAUAAUUGAUUUAAUAGUAUGCAAUUCGACUUUUGAUGGGCAAGCUUUUGCGUGAUUGUGCCAGAGGGAAGACAUUACAGACCCGUCCUGCCCCUGAGCCAGCUGCUACUCCAGUUACGGAGCCACCACAGGUGCAGGUGCAUGAGGAGACCCAUCACACGACUCGGGCACAAUCCCAGGCAACCAUUGGAUCUUCAGCCCCUAGAGUGACCCAGGCGGAGAGCCGCUGGUUUAAGUUACGUCCAUAACUGGUGAUCCAAAGACAGCUUGAGCUUGAAGAGCCGGAGGAGUCGGGUGAGGCGGAGGGAUCAGAAGAGUCACCAGGGGCUUUUGAUUCAGUUACCGACUCUGGUUUACCUGAUCCUCCUAAUGGUGAUGAGAGUUCUGAGGAGGAGGAUCCACCACAGAAGAAAUCGUGACACAUCUGAGCUGCUUUUACUUUGCUAGUUUUACGGGAGCCAGCGUGCCGCGAGUAGUUGUAGGUUUCAGGCCUGCGUGCCUUGGUUUUUGCUUGGGUCUGUGUGCCCCUGUAGGUAGCUCUCAGACAAGGAUACCCUUCUUUUGAUCAUUGUAUAUACUACUUUUGUUAAUGAAAAUUGCAUUUCUUUCUUUU